Molecule: messenger RNA, 986 nt
Organism: Neltuma alba
Lineage: Eukaryota; Viridiplantae; Streptophyta; Magnoliopsida; Fabales; Fabaceae
Product: zinc finger protein MAGPIE-like
Exons: 3
Cellular component (GO): nucleus
Molecular function (GO): DNA-binding transcription factor activity
Source: RefSeq, a predicted model, not a curated record
AGCAUCUUAUAGUUUUAUUUUAUUCCAACUCUCGCAGAGAUCCCAUCUUGCAUAUAUCAACUCAGUUUGUGCUGUUUAGGGUUCGAACCAUAAAUAAGAAGCUUGCCCAUCCUCUCGGUUCGUCUCAUAAUUCAUUGUUGCUCACUAGGACUCCUUCUCUCACUUUACCCAGCUUUAAGUGUUUCUGGGUUCCUUCUAAACAGAGUCAAACUCCAGAAAAAAUAUAGCUUGAGAUGCUUCUGCAACAAAAGAUGGAUGAAGCAGAAAUUUCAAGUGGUUUUUCUCAUCAGAACCCAACUGAUCAUCUUGAAUCCAGUAAUAAUAUUGUUCCUCCAGUUUUGAAGAGGAAGAGAAACCUUCCAGGAAAUCCAGAUCCUGAAGCAGAGGUCAUAGCCUUGUCGCCGAAGACACUGAUGGCCACCAACAGAUUCUUGUGUGAAAUAUGUGGGAAGGGUUUCCAAAGGGAUCAAAAUCUUCAGCUCCAUCGAAGAGGACACAAUCUUCCAUGGAAGCUGAAGCAGAGGACAAGCAAAGAACCGAAGAAGAGAGUGUAUGUGUGCCCUGAAAAGACUUGUGUCCACCACGACCCUUCAAGGGCUCUGGGAGACUUAACAGGGAUAAAGAAGCACUUUUGCAGAAAGCACGGAGAGAAGAAAUGGAAGUGCGAGAAGUGUUCAAAGCGAUACGCUGUCCAGUCAGACUGGAAAGCCCACUCUAAGACCUGUGGCACCAGAGAAUACAAAUGUGAUUGUGGGACUGUCUUUUCACGGAGAGACAGUUUCAUAACCCACAGGGCAUUCUGCGAUGCCUUAGCAGAAGAGACGGCAAGAGUGAAUGCAGCAUCUACAGUGAAUAACUCCUUUCUGGGUUACAACAUCAUGGAAAAUUCCCAAGGGCCUGCCAUAAGCAUGACCACACAUUUUCCUUCCAUUUUCAAGCCAAUUUCAAACACUGGUGUUGAAACAAAGCAUCAAGCACCUGGGGGA